UGAUUUUUUAUUUAUUAAAUAGCGAGCAUUUUCUGGGCGCACAAAAGCAUUUACCAUAACGUUAUUUAACAUCCAUACGCCCUUGAACAUGACAGAGGCCUGUUUCAUUUAGAAAGGUUUGAUUUCGUGGCAGAAAGGCAGAGAGACACAGAUACAGGUUGUAUCAAUGGAUCAAAAAUGGCUUCUCUCUCGCGUACCAGAUGAAAAAUCUCGAUUUGAGAUUGAAUUGGAAUUCGUCCAAAUGUUAUCGAAUCCCUGGUAUCUAAAUUUCCUUGCUCAACAUAAUUACUUUGAGGACGAAAGUUUUUUGCAGUACCUUGAGUAUUUGGAAUACUGGAGGGAACCUGAAUACGUCAAAUUUAUCAUUUAUCCCACUUGCUUGCAUAUGCUGACUCUUUUAAAAAAUCCACAGUUUCGAAUCGAUAUAUCUCGAGCAGACUUGUCUAAGCAGGUAAACGAUGAAAUGUAUUACGAAUGGCUUGCAAAAGGUGGAUAUCAGAUUCCCGUUGCAAAUCCUAAUCCUAAUCCUAAUCCAGAUCCAAGUUCAUAAACGUUGUCUGCUAAACAGUGGACCAUUGAAAGCCGUGAUGAACACAUAGAGCUCUUACUCCGUCCCUUUUUGUUUCAGUUAGUUUUUAGAUUUCAUGUAAUUUAUAGUAUAAUCAUUGAAUUCUGCAAAUGGCUUUAUAUAGAUGAUCCUUUCGGUUACAUAUGAGCAGGAAUGAUAGUUCAGGUUUGAUAAUGCUCCUUUCAUUCAUGGAUGUCUUCGGCAAUUCUAAGAGAAGAAUAUUUUAUUUAUCGUAGUCAUUCAAAGCAUUCAGAAAUAACGUUUCAUUAUUGGUCCUGCUGUUGCGCUAGGCGUUUCUCUAAAAGUACGAACGCCUGCAACUGAGGAGGCAAUUCCUUGAGUGAGCUUGUUUCCUCAAGUGACACACUUUCAAGCUCUUUUGGAAGAGCCAGCUGCUUCUCUAGAAAACUUUUUUUGGCCUUCCGCCGGGCUUGGUUAUAUUCCUCUAGGUCAUCAGCGAAUACAUCCCACACACAAAUCGAACAGCCACUUUGACAGCAGUUCAAUGGUUCUUCCGGCUUCGGUGGAACUCGAAUACCAUUAUACAUUUGGCUAACGUUUCCAAUUGAGUAUGUACGUAAAGAAGCGGGGCCUUCUUCAACAGCUAGAAAUGAAACAUUCGCAUCUGUAUCCACGUUCAAAUUAGGUUGCGGUUGCUUUAAUAACUCUUUUGGAAUUAGUAAGCUUUUCAACAAGUUCUAUCGUCGAAUCCUUACGUCUGUAAAACUUGAGAUUUGGCUUUAAUAUUGGCACCUCAUGAAUACCUCUUGAAAACCAAUUGGGACAUCCUUUUUGCAUCCAUUUGGAAGAAUAAAAUAAUACAUUAGAAGCAUUAACCUUCAUUCGCGGAUUUUGGUCGAUUCACAAUUGUUUCCAUCAGAUCAACCUUGAGUAAGGUGGAAGGUUCCAUUCGCCAUUGUUGCCAGUUAGAACACUCCAUAGUUAGCCAUUCAAAUGAUACAGAAUUAAGAAAACUUCUUUACUUUUAUUCAACGUUUACAAAAUAAAUAUAGGUAUUAUUUUAAGAUUCGGUUGCUGUUGCUUUCAAUUCCUGUUCCCUUUCGCGUUGUUUUUGUUUCAUUCGCAACAUCGUUAAUUCUUCGUAAUCCAUUGAUGUUUUAGGUUUCUUUUCAUCAAAUAUUUGCUUCCCAUCUAAGGGCUUCAACCACUGAGCAUCCUUAAUGACAGAAGGAGCUUUUGCUGUUACUGCAGAAUAAGCGGCGUCUAAAGUAUCAAAAACAAGAAUAGCAUAAACGUAUUUUUUGUCAUCAUUAACAGUUUUUUGAAUUAUAAGAUCACGUAUACAACCAAAAUUAGAGUAAAAAGAACGUAGGAAAGAUUCAUCGACUUGGUUAUUAUACUUUCUCUUCCAACGAACCUUCACAGAUCGAUCAAGAUCAGAGAUUGACCGACUUUUCUCAGGAAUUUCUUCUCUUUUUCUUUUGUUUGAUUCUUCACUUUGAAACAACCUCUCUUCACGUUCUCGUCGUAAUUUAGCACUUUGCUCUUGUAAGGAACGUAACUUUUCCCGUAAGCCUCUGUUUUCUAAAUCUUUUUGUUGUUCAGAAAAAUAAAAUUCUUUUUCUCUGUCCUUUAACUUAUCAGCCAUUGUUCUCCUAUUCAGAUCAAACGCUUCUUCACGUCUCUGACGAGCAAGCUUAGCUGUCCGUUCAGUAUCGUACGCUUGACGCGUCUUUGUAUCUGUUAAAGCAUUGUAAGCGACUUGUAGUAAGUGGAACUUCUCAGCGGC
This is a messenger RNA of Schizosaccharomyces octosporus yFS286, 2318 nucleotides long. RefSeq names its product mediator complex subunit Med31. Gene Ontology annotation, cellular component: core mediator complex; mediator complex. Gene Ontology annotation, molecular function: transcription coregulator activity. The record is from RefSeq and is a predicted model, not a curated record. Bases 167 to 550 code for a protein of 127 amino acids. The transcript has a single exon. Gene Ontology annotation, biological process: regulation of transcription by RNA polymerase II. NCBI's taxonomy places the organism in Eukaryota, Fungi, Ascomycota, Schizosaccharomycetes, Schizosaccharomycetales, Schizosaccharomycetaceae.